This is a messenger RNA of Mycena indigotica, 2496 nucleotides long. RefSeq lists its product as uncharacterized. Bases 1 to 2496 code for a protein of 831 amino acids. The transcript is spliced from 4 exons. The record is from RefSeq and is a predicted model, not a curated record. NCBI's taxonomy places the organism in Eukaryota, Fungi, Basidiomycota, Agaricomycetes, Agaricales, Mycenaceae.
AUGGCUGUCGUGGACCCGGGAAGCUAUGUUUACCGUGUCUAUAUAUCCGGCGUCAAGGCCGACUGCAGGCUAUCACAACUAUCGAGCGCUGGCCUUUCAACCAUCCCGGCGUCUUCCGCAGAUAUGACGACAACACCGCGACAACUUGUUGAAAAGAUUGCCCGGACUCACCCGACGGUUUGCCACGGAAAAUGCUCGACAUUCUCAGAAUUCAGCUUGUCCGUCGCCACAUUCUUCUCACCCCACAAUCCGAAUGACCCCGAUAUGAAACUACCGAACAUAAGAGAACGCGACGACAACAUGCUCAAUAUCGAUGAAGCAAUACGAUUGCCUCCCUCAGUAUCUGCAGAUGUCGAAGGAAAACAGAUGGUGCAUCUACUUGUCGUCUUGGACGAAGAACUACAAAAAUUCAGCGACUCCCGGGCCGCCCAGUCAGUCACUGUUUCCAAUACGGAGCCUACAUCCGAGCGCUACUACUUCGCUCACGUUCGUAAUGCGCCGGACGACUGCUCUCUCCACGAUACCAAAGAUCUCAUUCUACUGCCGUUGGAAUGGGUUCCCUCAAAUGAGGACAACGCAGUAACGGUGAAGGUCCUGUGCCAACUAGUCAUCGAACAGCAUCGAUCGGAAUGCCACGAGGCCUGUGCGCUGCUCAAGUUAUUGGGGGCCGGCGUAGCACCCCCCAUAUUCUAUAGCCCAAGCAGCGCGGAUGAUACAAGUAUGCGCGCCAAAGGGGGCGAUGGCACGACACUUGUACGUCGCCAAAACAAUGUCAUCCGCCCAGAAGCUUCUCUCCGGGUCCAAGCCCAACCGUCAGAGCCCGCUGGAAGCCUCGUCCAUUUAUUGAUUUUUUUACCGCCUGGUAGCGUUAUGAAGAGGCCCGCGCCGAACGCCGAGUCAAAUAGGGGAAGCAUUUUGAACACACCUUCAUCAAAACGACGCCGUUUGAAUGUGGAACACGAACCUCGCAACGCCGACGAUCCUGAGGUCGUGCCAGUGGGUGGCCUUGAAUCAAGAUUAUGGCAAGUGAAAAACAGCAAUCCGAUGUAUCAUGCCGACUAUUCUAUGGAGACAUUUGAUGGGCAGUGGAAAAACACGCUUUUCAAUGACCUGACCACACUGGCGGAAGAUCUUCGAAAAGCGGCUUACGAUGAAUCAGAUGGUUCAACAAGAGCGUACAUCAACCACCCCGCUUGCGUUCAGUUAGCACCGUACAUCAUUAGCGCGCUCAUUGCUCUCUGUGAUCCUACAGUGGGGGAAACGACAUGGAAAAGGUGUUUUGGGUAUUCCAACACAGAGCCCCCCGAAAGGAUGUUCGCCCUCUCGUUGGAGAUUCAAAUUUCCGCGAAUCUGCAUGCAAAUUUUUUAUUGCAGCAACUGAAGAUCUUCUGGAUAUCGUACCAAAGGAAGACAGGCGAACAACGAGAGAUAGAUGCAGAAACUCCGCAUGUAUUUCUCAAAUCCAUGUUGGAGACGAUGAAAAAGAACCACAAGAAAUUAUUCUUCGCUGUUGUCUUUCAUCCCGCCAUCUUGCGAGGGAAUCCGGGAGUAUUCAAGCUUGGAGAGCAAGGCUACAAAGAGAUCGCCAAAGUCUUGGAAGAAUACAAAGAGAAUGUCGUCGUUCUAAGCGUAGCGCCAUGCCCUGGCGUAAAUUUUUUGACCUAUGAUGAGGUCAUCAAAUUUAGCUCAGGCCGUCCACCAACUGACCUGCUUUUCUAUCCGGAGUUCAUGCGACACUGGGGCUUUGACCAUAAACAGGUCAAGAUUCUUGUCAGGCAUUACGGCGGCAGAGAAACAGCAGAAAUUCGACAAAGAGCAAGCAAUGUCUUGGAAGAACGAUGUCAGGUCAUGUAUCAUGAUGGCUUAGACGGCACGAAUACCUCCGAAUCAUCGCGUUUUUAUCCCUAUGCGCCGGUUAUAACAGUGAUGGGGGCUUUGUGGAGCGGUUCAGAGCCCAAGAUACAAGAAGUCUUGUCCAAGUUGCGUGGCUUUCCUAAUAUGGCCCAAUGGCAAUGGAACGGUGUUGCUGUAAUUGCCCAUGCCACAGUCCGCGAGGAUCGUGCUUUGCUCAACACCCUGUUAUAUGGUCAAGAUGACUCGAAGGUGCAACCCGAGGCCGAGUAUGACUCUCCUCCGUUUUUCGCGCUCGAUGACAUCGGUUGCAAAAUUGUCGCAGCACAUCUUCAGCUCGGGCGGCCUGACAACUCGUACCGUGACUCGGACGUCCCAAGUACGCCAGCUAUACAGCCCCUCCUGCUUUUCCGGUACAUGAAAGCAAUGGGCAUGGUUGACAUGUCCUUCCAGCGAGGGGUACUAGUGCAUAAAGUGUCUAUACGAUUUGUCAACCAGCACAUGCAGCACUGGGCGGCUAAAUCGGUGGCAUUCAACUACGAUCAGCUUGGGUUCUGUAUCCACGAUAUCGCAAAUGGACUCAAGCCAGAAUUCACAGUCGCAUCGUGGAUUGGUUUUUGGGCCCGCACCCCCAUCAUCGGCUGA